Messenger RNA from Dichotomopilus funicola, 2229 nucleotides. RefSeq lists its product as uncharacterized. The record is from RefSeq and is a predicted model, not a curated record. NCBI's taxonomy places the organism in Eukaryota, Fungi, Ascomycota, Sordariomycetes, Sordariales, Chaetomiaceae. Bases 1 to 2229 code for a protein of 742 amino acids. The transcript is spliced from 2 exons. Gene Ontology annotation, cellular component: mitochondrion.
AUGCCCCCAAGAGGCACGCUAUCUUCGAGAUGGCUAGGCCGGGCGUUCAACUUGGAACGCAGGAGGCCUGCGGCCUCUGAACUGCCGUUGUAUCUUUGCCCCGCGUUCCGGUCGAUAUCCGGGGGCCGCAUGACCGGGCACUUCCCACGCCGGCCGCCCUUGCAGCCCGCUCAGUUCCGCCGACUAUAUGCUGGGUCUGCCGCGCCGUCGCCCACGGAGCCUCAGCCAGAGGUUAAACAGCCGAUCAGGACGCUCCCCUUCCAAUGUCCCGGAUGCGGGGCAUUAUCGCAAACCUCCGUACCCGACGCUGCUGGUCACUACGAUUUGUCACGCCGGAUCCUACAAGAAUACCUGGGCCUAGUAGAGACAAGUAAGAGGAGGAGGAGCGGGGAAUCCCAGGAUAACGACGAAGUUGUGCAGCGAGCGCUGCAGUCAAUCGACGUGGACGCGUUGAAGGCCCAGGGCAUCAAUCUCGAGGGACUGUUACCCGCAGAGCCAGCCGAAGCUUCUCCUCCUCCCCAAGAAGCAACUGCUCCCACCCCCCCGGUCUGUGACCGAUGCCACAACCUAAUUCACCACUCCACCGGCACGUCGAUUUUCCACCCGAGCGUCGAGUCACUGCGCGACACCAUCGAGGAGUCCCCCUUCAAACACAGCCAUGUGUACCACGUCCUAGAUGCCGCCGACUUCCCCAUGUCGCUGCUGCCCCGGUUAAGCAGCCUUCUCGACAUCACACUACGCACCCAGAACCGCAGGUCCAAGCCAGUCAACUACUCACGCGGCCGUCUCAUCGAGAUGAGUUUCGUGAUCACACGGUCGGAUUUGCUCGCGCCCAGGAAGGAGCAGGUCGAUGCUCUGAUGCCCUACCUCACAGAAGUGCUGCGGGAUGCGCUUGGUAGGCUGGGAGGGCGCGUCCGGCUAGGGAAUGUCCACUGCGUUAGCGCGAAAGCGUCGUGGUGGACACGCGAGUUAAAGGAGAACAUUUGGAAGCGAGGCGGCGCCGGGUGGUUGGUAGGCAAGGCCAACGUGGGCAAAAGCAGGCUUUUUGAAGCCAUCUACCCCAAGGGCAGGAUGAAGGAGGUUGCCCCCAAGCGCGAGAUCUCAGUCAAUGUUUUCCCCGCGGGCCACGGCCUGCCAGAUCCGGGGUCCGUUGUGAAAAACGGGGGCGCGGGGACUGUCGACCCCGGGGCUAACACAGAACCCGACGCUGGUGCGCCCAACCCUUUCCUCUCAACACCCCCGGAUCCAUCUGCAGCCGACUACACACUUCUCCCACCAGCCCAACCGGAAGCCAACUACCCGGUAAUGCCGGUGGUCUCCUCCCUUCCCGGGACCACAGCUUCGCCCAUCCGUAUCCCCUAUGGAUCCGGCCGCGGCGAGUUAAUCGACCUGCCGGGGCUCGUCCGAAGCGACCUCGAAAACCACGUCAAAGAGUCCCACCGAUCCAACCUCCUCUUAUCCUCGCGCUUUGUCCCCGCACAACACUCCCUCAAGCCUGGCAAGUCCCUCUUGAUAGGCGGCUUUAUCCGCCUAACGCCGCGCAACUUGGCAGCCGACGGCGACCACGAGCUCGUGUUCCUAGCGUACGCGUUCACUCCGAUCCAGGCACACCUAACGGCCACCGAAAAGGCGAUUGCCGUUCAGACCCAGGCGGAAGAUGCCCCCGCCGUUGGAAACAUCUCGCUACCGGGCACCGGCGCAACCAUCAAGCAUGCCGGCGCUUUCCAGAUCCGUUAUGACAUCACUAAGGCCCGCACCGGCCCGCUCACCCGCAAGAACGCCAUCAACCUCAAGGUCGAGAGUUUACCCUACCGCGUGUUGGGGUUGGAUAUUCUGAUCGAAGGGUGCGGGUGGGUCGAGCUGGUCGUUCAGGUUCGCACCAGGCAACUGCGCUCCCCCAAGGAAGAAGAGAAACCCCAAGACCCCUGGGCCGCCUUCGAAGCCCAAGUCCUCGGCAGUCCCCCGCCGAAACCAGCCCCUAAAUCGAAAGCCAAAACUCCCAAGGCUACGGCAAAGCCGACCGAGCCCGAGGAGGAGGAGCUCAACUGGCCGGUCAUCGACGUGUACACGCCCGAGGGACGUUUCAUCGGGUGGCGGAAGCCGAUGAAUGCGUACAUGUUGUGCAAGCCAAAGGGGCCGGACACGAAGCGGCCGAGGAAGAGUAUGAAGGGUGUGAAGAAGGAGAUGAAGAGGAUGAAAAGGGAGAAGGAGAAGGCGAGCGGGAUGUAG